This is a messenger RNA of Hirundo rustica (Barn swallow), 3863 nucleotides long. It is a transcript of the gene ZC3H12C, whose product is annotated as zinc finger CCCH-type containing 12C. The record is from RefSeq and is a predicted model, not a curated record. Gene Ontology annotation, molecular function: metal ion binding; mRNA binding; RNA endonuclease activity. The transcript is spliced from 6 exons. Gene Ontology annotation, cellular component: cytoplasmic ribonucleoprotein granule; nucleus. NCBI's taxonomy places the organism in Eukaryota, Metazoa, Chordata, Aves, Passeriformes, Hirundinidae. Bases 108 to 2669 code for a protein of 853 amino acids.
CGGGAGCCUGGCAAGGAAUUUAAAACUUGUUUCAGGAAUACGGAACACUUUAUAUUCAGGAAUACAAGAAAAACAGCAAAGUGGAGUCAAGUACAUGCAGCAGCUUCAUGGGCUUGAAGGAUCAUCUGGGGCAUGACUUAGGCCACCUUUAUGUGGGGAGCACUGGCACACAAAUAAAUGCAAUUGUACCUUGGUCCAUGGCGGAGAAGCCAACGAUGGAUAAGGUUAAUUCUAGGAAAGAAGACGGAGAAAAGGAGAUGUCUGAAGAGACUUCUGGAAGCUCCAGCUGUGACUCCGAAGAAAGCACAAAUUCUGAUAAUGAUUCAGAGAGACUGAAUAAUUCUGCAUCGGAGUCACAUUUAUUGCCUAAGACUCACCGACAGUUGUGCCGAUCUCCUUGCUUAGAGCCUCAUAUAUUAAAAAGAAAUGAAAUCUUGCAAGACUUUAGGAUAGAAGAGGCUCAGAUAGUACCUAAGGAAGUCAAAAAGCCUCCUGAUGUGGUGAAAGAAUAUCAAACCAAACUGGAGUUUGCACUUAAGUUGGGUUACUCUGAAGAGCAGGUUCAACUUGUACUAAAUAAACUUGGUACUGAUGCUUUAAUAAAUGAUAUUUUGGGAGAACUUGUCAAACUCGGGAAUAAAACUGAGACUGAUCAGACUGUAACUAAUGCUAACACUAGUGUAAUGCGUGAAGCGUCUUCCAUAGAGUCUCAGAGGUCAGAGUCUCCACUGCAGGAGGAUGUGACAGAGGAUGGAGACAACCUGAGGCCAAUAGUUAUUGAUGGCAGCAAUGUUGCAAUGAGCCACGGGAACAAAGAAGUAUUUUCUUGUCGAGGAAUCAAAUUGGCAGUAGAUUGGUUUUUGGAAAGAGGCCACAAGGAUGUUACUGUGUUUGUGCCAGCGUGGAGGAAAGAGCAGUCGAGACCAGAUGCUCUUAUAACAGAUCAAGAAAUCUUACGUAAAUUAGAAAAAGAGAAGAUUCUCGUCUUCACACCAUCCCGGCGUGUGCAGGGGAGAAGGGUGGUGUGCUACGAUGACCGAUUUAUAGUGAAGUUGGCCUUCGAGUCAGAUGGCAUCAUUGUCUCUAAUGAUAACUACAGGGAUCUAGCUAAUGAAAAGCCAGAAUGGAAGAAGUUUAUAGAUGAACGCUUGUUGAUGUAUUCUUUUGUUAAUGACAAAUUUAUGCCUCCUGAUGAUCCUCUUGGCCGCCAUGGUCCAAGUCUGGACAAUUUUCUUAGGAAGAAGCCUAUUGUGCCAGAACAUAAGAAGCAACCAUGUCCAUAUGGGAAGAAAUGUACCUAUGGACACAAAUGCAAAUACUAUCAUCCAGAAAGAGGAAAUCAGCCUCAGCGAUCUGUAGCUGAUGAACUUCGUGCCAUGUCUAGAAGCACAGCUGCCAAAACUACAAGUGAAGGACUGGUAAAAAGCAAUAGUGUCCCCUGUAGCACUAAAAGUGAUGGCGCUUCAGAGCUGAAGCGUGGUGCUCCAAAGAGGCAAUCGGAUCCUAGUAUAAGGACUCAAGUCUAUCAAGACUUGGAGGAGAAGCUUCCCACCAAAAACAAAUUGGAAACCAGGUCUGUACCUUCUUUAGUUAGUAUACCAAGUUCCUCUGCUGGAAAACCCCAAAGUACUGCACUUUUAACUAACGGCCUUCCAUCCGGAGUUCACUUCCCACCUCAGGAUCAAAGACCACAGGGACAGUAUCCUACAGUGAUGAUGGCAACCAAAAAUCAUGGAACACCAAUGCCUUACGACCAGUAUCCAAAAUGUGAGUCUCCGGUGGAUGUAGGGUAUUACUCUAUGCUGAGUGCGUAUUCGAAUCUCAGUAUAUCUGGACCGCGUAGUCCUGAAAGGCGCUUCUCCUUGGACACGGAUUAUCGGAUUAGCUCUGUGGCUUCUGACUGCAGCAGCGAGGGCAGCGUCAGCUGUGGCAGUAGCGAUUCCUACGUGGGUUACAGCGACCGCUCUUACAUGAGUUCGCCUGACCCACAACUAGAGGAGAACUUGAAGUGCCAACACAUGCACCCCCACGGCCGCCUUAACACUCAGCCCUUCCUACAGAGCUACCACGAGCCCCUCACUCGAGUGCAGAGCUAUAGUCACGAAGAACCAAAGCAUCACCACAAAUCUCCCAUUCCGUACAUGGCUGUGCAUCCAGCGGUCGGUGCUCGUUCCAGUUGUCCGAACGACUACUCGGCAUCUCCGAGCUCCUCCCACUCAAAGGCGCUACAUCUGGGGAGAGCCCUGGUGUCCACGAGAAUAGACAGCGUUUCAGACUCGCGCUUGUACGAGAACUCUCCGUUAAGACACAGAAAGCCUUACUCUGGCCAGGAAGGGCUGGGGGGUUGGGAUAGGCAGAGUUAUGGGAUGGAUGCCUACGGCUACCGCCAGACGUACUCCUUGCCCAGCAACCCCACGCAGCCGUGCUACGAGCAGUUUGCCUUCCAAAGCCUUCCCGAGCAGCAGGACCAGCCCUGGCGCGUACCUUACUGUGGAAUCCCGCAAGACCCCCCAAGGCUCCAAGACACCCGGGAGAAGGUUUACAUUAACCUCUGCAACAUCUUCCCCCCCGAUCUCGUGAGGAUGGUGAUGAAGAAGAACCCUCACGUGACGGACGCUCAGCAGCUCGCCGCGGCCAUCUUAGUGGAGAAAUCUCAGCUAGGUUAUUGAGAGAUGAUGCAUCUUUGCGGUGUCUCGUAGUUUUCAGCUCAGCUCUAACGCUGAGGGAGGUUUGCUACAAUAGCAUUUGGGAUCUCCUUCUCAGCAAGGAGGUUAUAUAGUAAUCCGUUUAUGUGAAAUACUGUGUCAUGGAGUCUGUAUGCAUAGCCCCAUGCAUUGGAAGUACCAGAUAAGUUUUGUGUUCUAGUUUGAAAAUUUUUAAAUGGCUAUUUUCACAUCUGGAGGAUGUUCCAGUUUAAAUUAAUAUAUAUAUAUGUGUGUAUAUAUAUAUAUAUAAAAAAUCUGUGGUUUCUGGUUAUAAUCUUUGGUGCAUCAGGGGUUUAUAUGCAGCACUUUCUUAUCAUUGUUACAUUUUUGUUGGGAUUUUUGGUUUCAUUUUUUAACUUGCUGGAUGCUUAUUCUUGGGCUAUGAGAUACUAAUCUGCAGAAAGAGGAUUUUGCUACUUCUGGCAGGCAAUUUUCAAGCCAAUUUUCAAGCCAAGUUUCUGAAUUUUUUACACCACCAGGAGUAUGUCUGAUGUAUGUUUGUUUGUUUUUGUGAGCUGUUUUGUUCUGUAAUCACCUGUUUGUAGAAAACAAAGAUUUACUACAGCACUGACUUCAUUUUUCUGAAACAAAUAAUGAAGUUACCAGUUAACAGUGAAAUGGGUAACAGUAUAUUGGUAAUUUGUAGUAUGGCACUUUUCGUUGCUUUCUUUGUUUUGCUUAAAUAGUUACAGGUUUUUGUUGAUGCAGUCAAUUAGUAAUCAGAUGCAAACAGAGGAGGAAAAGAAUUAAAAAGUUUUUUUUUUACUAAUUUAUGGACAUGUUAAAAGCCUUACUGCCUGAUUUUCAAAGGUACUGAGAAUUUGCAGCCUCCAUGGAAGCUAAGAGAAACUGCAAAUACUCAGAACCACCCCAAACCAGGCCACCCUGUUUCAGUUCCCAUGUGUUGUUACCCAACUCUUUGUAUUCCUGGUUAGUAGAUGGGGACCUGAAAUCGUAGGGCCCUGUUUAGUUGUUUUAUAUGUUUUUCCUUUGUAUUGCUGCACAACUGUACUGGAUAAAAUAUGCUUUUCAUAAAAUAUUUACCUGUUUUUAAAUGAAUUUAAUUAUCUCAAUGCAAGUUUUGUAUUUAAGAUACUGUUUGAUUUUUCUUGCUAUUUAUCAAGGCUGGCCUGAAAAGGUUUUGUGUGUUCAGGAUAU